Entamoeba invadens IP1 is the source of this 648-nucleotide messenger RNA. RefSeq names its product peflin, putative. Gene Ontology annotation, molecular function: calcium ion binding. NCBI's taxonomy places the organism in Eukaryota, Evosea, Mastigamoebida, Endamoebidae. The transcript has a single exon. The record is from RefSeq and is a predicted model, not a curated record. The coding region runs from base 1 to 648 and encodes 215 amino acids.
AUGUCGUUGUUUCAAAUUCAAGCCGCAGCCGACGCAUGGUUGGCACAAAACAUUACAGCUGCUUAUGCCGCCGAUCCAAGAGUAAAGAAUGAGUGGUGGUACCCACUUGCCUCCUCCGUAGCUGCAACCGAAUUCAGAGGGUAUCAAGACUGGUUCCAAAAAGUCGACAAGGAUAAAUCUGGAACUCUUGAGUUGAACGAACUCAAGAAGGCUACCUUCCCAGGCAAAAUCAAACUCGAUGAUGACACCUGCAAACACCUCAUGAGCAUUUUCGAUAUCGACAGAUCCAACUCAAUUGGAUUUUAUGAGUACUUGGCUCUUAUGAAAUAUGUCGAACUUACAACCGCCAUCUUCAAACAAUUCGACAAGGACAAAAGCAACUCCCUCGACGAACAAGAGAUCUUCAGAGCAAUGCCACAACUCGGAUUUGACUUGAACAUGAACUCAUGCAGAAUCCUUCUCAAGACCUGUGGAAAAGGACUCUUGUCAAAGAAAGUCAACGUCUCGCAAUUCAUCGGAUGUGCUGCUUAUCUCGGACAAAUCAGAACCAUCUAUCAACACGGCUUCAAGCAAGCACAAGGACCUUUCCAAAGAGCGACCUUUGCCAAGUUCAUGAAUUUGACCCUCAACCUCAUGGAUGACGCUUAA